This is a messenger RNA of Cydia fagiglandana, 2955 nucleotides long. RefSeq names its product delta-1-pyrroline-5-carboxylate dehydrogenase, mitochondrial (gene P5CDh1). NCBI's taxonomy places the organism in Eukaryota, Metazoa, Arthropoda, Insecta, Lepidoptera, Tortricidae. The record is from RefSeq and is a predicted model, not a curated record. The coding region runs from base 215 to 1912 and encodes 565 amino acids. Gene Ontology annotation, molecular function: L-glutamate gamma-semialdehyde dehydrogenase (NAD+) activity. The transcript has a single exon. Gene Ontology annotation, cellular component: mitochondrial matrix.
AUUUUUGUGUGACUCUGUCUUGUGACGUCGGCGCGACUUCGGGCGGAUAGAAUAAUAAUUCCGCGCUCGUCUACAAAAUGUGAAUCAGUGAAGGUCGCGGAGCCCGUUGCCAAUUACUUCGCUAGCUGCGUGCCACAUAUUGUUUACGGGUGUGCGCUCGGCCGCAUUUACGUAACCUAUCGAUCCGAGGGGGCUCGCCUCUCAGCUGUGAGCGAUGUUGAAUUUGUGUUCGAAAGUGAAGAGCGCGAGGCCGCUGGAGCGAUGCUUCGCGAGCGUGGUGGAGCUGCCGAAGCUGCAGGACUUCGGCGUGCAGAACGAGCCCGUGUUGGGGUAUCGCGCCGGGAGCAAGGAGCGCGCCGCGCUCGAGGAUGAGCUAAAGAAGACGGCGGCCGUCACCGAGGACGUGCCCAUCGUCAUCGGCAACGAGAACAUCAAGGAUGGCGAGCCGCGCUACCAGGUGAUGCCGCACAACCACGGUAAAAAGCUCGCUAAAUUCUACUACGCAUCCGAGAAGACUAUCCAAAAGGCUAUCGGGGUGAGUGUGGAGGCGCAGGCGCGCUGGGACCGCACGCCGUACGAGGAGCGCGUGCGGAUCUGGGAGCGCGCGUCGGAGAUGAUGGCCGGCGCGCACCGCCAGCGCCUCAACGCCGCCACCAUGCUCGGCCAGUCCAAGUCCGUGGUGCAGGCCGAGAUCGAUUCCGCCGCGGAACUCAUCGACUUCUUCCGUUUCAACGUUUUCUUCUUGAAGGAAAACGCGAAAUAUCAACCCAUCUCGGAAAAUCCUAAAGUAACCAGGAACUCCAUGAGGUUCCGUGGAAUUGAUGGUUUCAUUGCUGCCAUCAGCCCCUUCAACUUCACUGCUAUUGGUGGUAACCUCGCUUACACUCCAGCUCUGAUGGGCAAUGGAGUUGUCUGGAAGCCAUCUGACACUGCUGUCCUUUCUAAUUGGAGAAUCUUCAACAUCAUGCGGGAAGCGGGCUUGCCUCCAGGUGUCGUCAACUUUGUGCCUGCCGAUGGACCUACCUUCGGCAAGACUAUUACUUCAUCCCCGCAUCUUGCUGGUGUCAACUUCACCGGUUCUGUGCCCACUUUCAACUGGAUUUGGGGAGCAGUAGCUAAGAACUUGGACCGCUUCCGCAACUAUCCCAGGCUCAUCGGUGAAUGUGGGGGCAAGAACUAUCACUUCAUUCACCCGACUGCCGAUGUUGAGUCUGUAGUGACAUCUACCAUCCGCUCAGCCUUUGAAUAUUGCGGCCAGAAGUGCUCCGCUUGCUCCCGGAUGUAUGUCCCCAGAUCCCUGUACGAACCUAUCAAGGCAGGUCUGGUGGCGGAGCGAGCCAAACUCAAGGUUGGAGAUGUCAAUGACUUCAGCGUGUUCAUGGGGGCGGUUAUUGACGACAAGGCGUUCGCUAGGAUUACAGGUUACAUCAAGAAUGCCAAGAAUAACCCCAAGAACAAGAUUCUGGGCGGCGGAGAGUUUGACGACAGCAAAGGCUACUUCGUACAGCCAACGAUCAUCGAGACGACCGACCCACAUGACAAGCUCAUGGUGGAGGAGAUAUUCGGCCCCGUGCUCACUAUGUACGUGUACGAGGACAAGGAUCUCAUGCAGGCACUGUCUCUUGUAGGGUCCUCAACUAAGUUCGCUUUGACUGGCGCCGUCUUUGCCGCCGACCAGGACUUCCUGCAUCUGGCUCUAGAGGAGCUCAAGCCGACCGCUGGUAACUUCUAUAUAAAUGACAAAUCUACAGGAUCAGUGGUGGGUCAGCAGCCGUUCGGCGGCGGCCGCAUGUCGGGCACGAACGACAAGGCUGGUGGACCAACUUAUGUAAUGCGCUGGACCUCCCCGCAGUCCAUCAAGGAGACCUUUGUGCCGCUGCGCGAUAUCGACUACCCUUACAUGCGAGACUAAGCUAGCAAGCGGUUCAACAACAUGAUACUUGAACAAUAAUUAGGAUAAAGCUAUGUAGCUAUGUUCGGAGAUGUUGUUUCAUGCCAGUGGCGGCUACAGUACUGGCCAAUCAUAUAGGACAUAUAUGAGAUCCUAUAUGUCUAAUAAAUAACCCUUAAGUAUAUAAUAUCCUCUCUUCUCUUCCUUGAUGUUAUAAAAAGCUACAUGGUUCCUGUUAUAUAUGAAAAUGUAUCAUAAUAAAAUAGUUUAUAUUUUUGGCCAGUACUGUAUCUAGGUAAUAUUUAGACUUCUAAAAUUAAUUACAUUAUGUAUAGGGACGCAACCAACAAAAUAAUAUACAUUUUAUUUAGGGACCUGCUUGAACGUUUACAAGUUACUCUUGUCCCAGUAAGGCCUAGUUUCCCCUCUGAGAUUGUCAGAUGGAAUUGCGGAAUAACUAGUGCCCGCGAAUUCUUAUAAUUUAGCCAGGGAUAUCUUCAAAGUGUUAGAGAAAGAUGACGUAUAGUUUGGCCAACAACCAUGUUAAUAGAAAAGAGCUAAAAGAACCAUGUGCUCUUCACUUCGCUAGUACCAUCUUCAGAAAAGGGAUGAGUAUUAUGUUCUGUCUGCUUUGCUACGACACUAAUUUACCAGCCAGACUAUUUUAGUUGCGUCUCUAUAACGGAUAUUAAAAGUCCGCCACUGUCCCAUAUCAUUUAAGUCAAAAUUACUAGCAGUAGAUAAAAACAAUUGAAAUGAAAUAGAUGUUAAUAUUUACCUAUUAGGUAUUGCACAUGAAGUAUUGGAAAAAUGCUGUGAUCUAUUAUUUAUUUACUUAUUUAUGCGGCUCGCUCCACAGUCGGAGACGGACUGCGUGUCUUAUCAGUUGCUAUCAGGAUGUGUGUCUGUCUGCAUUUAUAUGGUUGAUAUGAUAACCUACAUAUUUGUAGAGAGUGUUGACACUAUUGUUAUUACCUUUUUAAGUUUUAUCUCGAAGCUUGCGUUCCUGUUUUAUUUUAUAAUUAUUAUAGUCAUUGAUAUUCCAAUAAAUUGUGGAAGUUGAA